Molecule: messenger RNA, 3452 nt
Organism: Toxotes jaculatrix (banded archerfish)
Lineage: Eukaryota; Metazoa; Chordata; Actinopteri; Toxotidae
Gene: crbn
Product: cereblon
Exons: 11
Coding region: 30-1376 (448 amino acids)
Biological process (GO): protein ubiquitination
Cellular component (GO): Cul4A-RING E3 ubiquitin ligase complex
Source: RefSeq, a predicted model, not a curated record
AGAAGAGUCAGCAUUGUAAACACAGGGAUAUGGCUGACGAGAGGGGUGGAGGCGAAGACAACAUAAACGACAACAUGGGGAACCAGUUACAACUUUUACCAGACAAUGAGGAAGAGGAGGAGGAAGAUGACAUGGAGACUGAAGACCGAGAUAGUGAGGAGGCAGAGAAACCCAGCAUCAUCACCUUUGACCCCAGCCUUCCCACAUCACAUGCUUAUCUGGGUUCAGACAUGGAGGAGUUUCACGGCCGUACGGUCCACGAUGACGACAGCUGUCAGACCAUUCCUGUGCUGCCACACACGGCUGUGAUGCUGGUGCCGGGCCAGACGCUGCCUCUGCAGCUCUUCAGGCCACAGGAGGUCAGCAUGAUGAGGAGCGUCAUCCAAAGAGACCGCACCUUUGCUGUACUUGCACACAGUGAUGCAGGUGAGCCGGAGGCAGAGUUUGGGACAACAGCUGAAAUCUAUGCAUACCGGGAGGAGCAGGAGUAUGGCAUUGAAACAGUCAAAGUGAAAGCUGUGGGGAGGCAGAGAUUCAAGGUCCACGAGAUAAGAACUCAAGCAGAUGGGAUCAGACAAGCCAAAGUACAGAUCCUCCCAGAACGAAUCCUUCCAGAUCCCCUCUCUGCCGUGCAGCUAACACCCCUCUCCAGGCUGCACAUGCACCCUUCAUCCAAACCCCCAACUCAGAGCUGCAAACAGGCCCAGUGCUGGUGGAAUAACUACCAACAGAGGAAGUUUCACUGUGCCAGUCUGACGCCAUGGCCACCCUGGGUCUAUGCACUCUAUGACUCUGAGUCGCUCAUGAACAGAGUGAAGAAACAGCUCCACGAAUGGGAUGAGAACCUGAAGGAUGACUCUCUCCCUACCAACGCCAUAGACUUCUCCUACAGAGUGGCGGCUUGCCUACCCAUAGAUGACGCUCUGCGGCUCCAGCUGCUGAAGAUCGGCAGUGCCAUCCAGAGACUUCGCUGUGAACUGGACAUCAUGGACCGGUGCACAUCGCUGUGCUGUAAGCAGUGCCAGGACACAGAAAUCACCACAAAAAAUGAGAUCUUCAGCUUGUCUCUGUACGGCCCCAUGGCUGCCUACGUCAACCCUCAUGGUUACGUACAUGAAACCCUGACUGUCUACAAAGCCAACAACCUCAACCUAGCCGGCAGGCCAUCCACACUGCACAGCUGGUUUCCAGGGUACGCCUGGACUAUCGCUCAGUGCCGAACCUGCGGGUCUCACAUGGGUUGGAAGUUCACUGCCACCAAGAAAGACUUGUCUCCACCUCGUUUCUGGGGUCUGACCCGUUCAGCUAUGCUCCCCCGUAUCCCCCAGGGCGAGGCGGAGGAGGGGAGGGAGGGCUCUCGCCUCUUCUGCCUGUGAUGUCGGACCAUCAACCCAGCGAAAACCCCCCCCAAGCCUGGAUCUUCAGCAACUCUCUGGCUGCGAUUACUUUUAGUAAUCAAUGCAUCACACACCCGCCUGUCACCCCUGGCAGCAAAUCCAUCAUAUUAGUGAAAAGGUCAUUCGGCCUUUAAAUGGCACUCGACGAGCAAAUUAGGGCAGGAUGGAAGCAGUGAUUGUUUUUAAAGGUUCUUAAGAUGUGGAGGCAGUGGUGAGACGACUCCGUGCAGUGUGAGAAAGUGAGAAAGAAAUGAAUAAUAACAGAUUGACAUGUGGCAACAUCCUAGCAUGCAGCUCCCCUGUCCAGCUGUUUUCUUGGUAGCUGCAGACACAAACACACAGAUACACACAGAAACACAAAAGCUACGCUUAAAUGCAUAAUUUCCCCUCAGCUCCUUUUCUCCAUGUAAUGGAGAGCGACUGCAUGUAGUUGAGAAAGAUUUGUUGUAAAACCAAGCAACCAGUUAACAUACAGUAAAUUCACUUUGCAUUCAGAUCCUUUGUGUGUUUCGCAGAUAGGUUUUCUGUCAUUUCAGCUGUCAUAGGUCAGAGGAGGAGGCUGUUUGGAUGGAAGUGCACUCAUGUAUGUGUAGAUCUGUCAUGAUAUGGGAUAUUUUGAAUCUGGGAAUUAAAUUGGAUGUAUUUUUGUAUGCGAGGAGAUAGGAAAUUAAUUUAAGAAGCUCAUUCAUGUGUGAAGAAAUAGUGCUUUUCUAUUAUCACGCCAGUUUUUGUGUAAUAAACAAAAAAACUGAGGUGAAAAGAAUGAUAAUGUGUAAUAGUGAUAUAAUCUGUGUUUUGUAUUCAACUAAAGCUCAUUGUCUUGUCAGAUGAUGUGCUUCAGGAAACAAGUGUUAUCUCUGGUUGCACAUCUGAAAAUUUGGGAUGUCUCGGUGCCUCAUGGCAGACUGUUUUUUUUUUUUUUUUUAAAGGUCAAAGUUAAUGAAGACAGAGCGAGAGGAGUGUUUACCCUUCUUCAUGUAGAUUGUUCAUGUUUUGUGGCAUGUUAAAAUUGUGUGCCUACACUCCAGCUCUUUGUCUUUUGAUACAUUUGAUGAAGCAGUGAACUGCAGACGUGAAUGAACGAUUGUAAGUGGCAAAGCUUUGAUGAGACUUUGAAUUUUUUUUUUUUUAGGAUUCUCUUUGGUUUGUAGUCUCACAGUUUUCAGGACUUUACUUCUUGCGAUUUUUGUUGCAAGGUGCUGGCUCACGUUUGUAUAAAUGUAACUGUAAAUAAGAGGCUAUUAUAGCAUUUGUUGUGUAAAAUAACUGGUGUUCUACUGUUUGUAGAAUUUGACUCUUAUUUCUCAUAUCUCUUCAUGCCACAGAGAAUUGGUGGACAAAAAUCUCAUCAAUAAGCAGAGUAACUGAACGUAAUAAGGAAACGUCUAGAAUCUGAGGGUGUCGGUCUGUCUGGUGAAAUGUUUUUGGAUAUUUUCUUAAAGGAAUAGUGUGACAUUUUAGGAAAUUCAAAGCUGUUUGAUUUUUCACAGAGAGUUAGAUGACAAGAUUGGUACCAUAUCGUUAGGAUAAAUAACUAAUAACAUCUUACUCGUUAUUGUCAUGGCUGAACCACAAUGUCAUGUGGAUCUACAGUUUUGAGUUGCACUGACACUCAAUAAGAACAUAACUUGACUUUUUCAUUUCGCGCACAGCUUGUUUUGAUCUUUUCACUGAUCUUCAUAUUCAUGUGGUAAUACCUCAAAAAUGAGAAAAUGUGAGCUUCGUCAGGAAAGAGUUCUCACAUUUCCAGGCUUUUACUUAUAAUUCUCAAGGCGGAUGUCAUAUCACCACAUCAUUUUGCUUCAUUAAAGACAGGUUUUUCACCAUGAGAAUUGCUCAUAAAAUCUGAAACCCUGUGCAGCGCCUCUAAGUAUAAUCUCUGUCAUAUCACUUACUCAUUGUUUGCCAGGUUGCCAGACUUCCAUUCAUCCCCAACAAUAAAAUAGAUGCUUCACUGAAGAAAUCAAUGGGCCUGGUUCCAAAGAGGGCCUUUGCUUGUUUUUCCAUGACACUCAUUGUACCACAGAGUAAAAUAAACAUUCAGUUAUCCUGUGA